This is a messenger RNA of Mixia osmundae IAM 14324, 462 nucleotides long. RefSeq lists its product as uncharacterized. The record is from RefSeq and is a predicted model, not a curated record. Bases 1 to 462 code for a protein of 153 amino acids. Lineage: Eukaryota; Fungi; Basidiomycota; Mixiomycetes; Mixiales; Mixiaceae. The transcript has 4 exons.
AUGAUGCUCGUCCUCGCGAUACUCAUCGGUCUCCUCAGUAUUGUCAAAGCAGCAGCUCACAAUGCGGUCCAUCAGCUCGUCCAGCGUGAACCUGUCUCCUAUUGCGGCUACCAAAUCAAGCUUGCGGGUGCUCCAUUCGUCUCUGGCUUUGCUGUUGCUCAGGACUCGAGCUCCAAGCUGUUUGCUAUCGUCAACAUCGGCGAUGGCGGUCAGGUUGGUAUAUCACCUAUAGGCGUGAUUGCUAGCGAUGGCUCAUUGUACACGGAAAUGUCGUUCAUUGGCUCAGAUUUCACGGUCACGAUCCAUCUUUGGGCUAAGCCAGAUGGCACCGUGUCCAGUUUCAGAAUGAGUCAGGCAAAGAUUCGCGGACAGAAUCCGGACAUGAAUGAUGCAAGUCCACUCGAUAAUUACGGCCUCGCGUGCAACGGCAUCAAUAUCGGCAAAUGGCAGCCAACACAGUAG